CCAACUCCGCCUUUUUUUCAAAAUACAACCAAAAAGGUAGACAAGCUGAGGAACAACAUCUCUUUGUCGCCCAAUAUGAAGACUACUUGGAAAGACAUCCCACCGGUUCCCACGUCGCAGGAGUUUCUCGAUAUCGUUCUAUCGAGAACUCAGCGACGUUUGCCUACUCAGAUUAGAUCGGGAUUCAAGAUCAGUCGUAUCAGAGGAUUUUAUACUCGAAAGGUCAAAUUCACCCAGGAAACCUUCUCGGAAAAGUUCGCUCAGAUCCUCGAGAGCUUCCCCCGACUCCAGGACAUCCACCCAUUCCACAAGGAUCUUCUAAACACUCUCUACGAUGCCGACCACUUCAAGAUCGCGCUCGGUCAUCUCUCAACCGCAAAGCACCUUAUCGAAACAAUCUCAAGAGAUUACGUGCGACUUCUCAAGUACGCCCAGAGUUUGUUCCAAUGUAAGCAGCUCAAGAGGGCCGCGCUUGGUCGGAUGGCCACCAUCACCAAGCGAUUAAAGGACCCUCUACUAUAUCUCGAUCAGGUCCGACAGCAUCUUGGCCGACUUCCUUCCAUUGAUCCUACAACCCGUACCCUCCUGAUCUGCGGAUAUCCCAACGUCGGCAAGUCGAGUUUCUUGCGCAGCAUAACCAGAGCCGAUGUAGAUGUUCAGCCCUACGCUUUCACCACCAAGAGCUUGUUUGUCGGUCAUUUUGACUACAAGUACCUUCGUUUCCAGGCUAUCGAUACCCCCGGUAUCCUCGACCAUCCUCUCGAAGAGAUGAACACAAUCGAGAUGCAGUCGAUUACUGCUAUUGCUCAUUUGAGAUCCGCUAUCCUCUACUUUAUGGAUCUUUCGGAACAAUGUGGCUACUCUGUUGCUGCGCAAAUGCAACUAUUCAAGAGCAUCAAGCCCUUAUUCUCAAACAAGCUAGUCUUCAUUGUCAUUAACAAGAUUGACAUCCUAAGACCCGAAGAGUUAGACGAGAAGACCAGUGGCGAACUCCAGGCAUUGGUGUCCUCUGGUGAGGUAGAGCUGCUCCAGCUUUCCUGCAACACGCAGGAGGGCGUGCAGGAAGUCAAGAAUGCCGCUUGCGAGCGACUUCUCGCGGACAGAGUUGCUCAGAAGCUGAAGGCUGGUACAUCAAACAGCGGUGCUAUUGGUAGCAGACUGGCAGAUGUGAUGGCCAGAAUCCACGUGGCCCAGCCUAUGAAUGGUGUAACACCGGAGCCCUUCAUUCCUGAGGCCGUGAAGAACCUCAAGAAAUACGAUAAGGAGGACCCUGAACGUCGCAAGUUGGCCCGUGACAUUGAAGCUGAGAAUGGCGGCGCUGGUGUGUUCAACGUGGAUUUGAGGGCUGAUUACAUUCUUGCGAACCCUGAAUGGAAACACGACAGAAUACCCGAGAUUUACGACGGCAAGAACGUCUACGACUACAUCGACCCUGAUAUCGACGCCAAGUUACAAGCGCUAGAGGAAGAGGAAGAGAAACUGGAGGCUGAAGGCUAUUACGACUCGGACGAGGAGAUUGAUGAUGCAGAGGAAGCGGAUAUCAGAGUGAAGGCAGAGAUUAUCCGAGAGAAGCAGGCGCUGAUUCGGAACGAAGCGAGAAUGCGCAGAGUCAAGAAUCGUGCUGCCUUACCCCGCAGCGCUAUUAAGAAACCCCUGUCUCAGCUUGAGGACACUCUUGACGAGAUGGGUGUUGAUACUCAAGACUUGCAACUCAGGGCGAGGUCGCAGACAGUGACUCGUGGACGUUCUCUUACCAGGAGCCGCCUCGGCACUGAAGAUUCUAAUGCUAUGGAUAUCGACGAGACACCUAGAGAAAGACUACGCUCCAAGAGCCGGGCAGCAAGCCGGGCGAGAAGCCAACCGGCGACAAACAGACGCGAGGAUGGUGUUCAGGAUGAGGAGACGAGAACAAAGGCGGAGAGGCAGGCUAAGCUAAGCCAGAGGAAGAUGAACCGCAUGGCCAGACAGGGUGAGGCUGAUAGGCACAUUGGCGCCUCGCUACCUAAACACUUGUUCGCCGGCAAACGAACCAUGGGCAAGGCGUCGCAUCGUUAAGGAAUGGUUUUCAACUACCCCGGGUCUGUACAUAAUUGGUUCUUUUUCAAUGGUAUAUCGUAUAUCAGGUUUGUUUUGUUCAGGCGUUUAGGACGGAUAUGAUAGUUGCUAAAGACAUGCUCUAUCGCGUUUACGACUAGUUUAGCCGAGUCAAUCGAUAACGAGAAUAAGUCUA
This is a messenger RNA of Daldinia caldariorum, 2230 nucleotides long. Its product is annotated as nucleolar GTP-binding protein. Gene Ontology annotation, molecular function: GTP binding; GTPase activity; RNA binding. Gene Ontology annotation, cellular component: nucleolus. Bases 76 to 2055 code for a protein of 659 amino acids. The transcript has 4 exons. The record is from RefSeq and is a predicted model, not a curated record. Lineage: Eukaryota; Fungi; Ascomycota; Sordariomycetes; Xylariales; Hypoxylaceae. Gene Ontology annotation, biological process: ribosomal large subunit biogenesis.